Messenger RNA from Brassica napus (rape), 908 nucleotides. Its product is annotated as ethylene-responsive transcription factor ERF017-like. The transcript has a single exon. The record is from RefSeq and is a predicted model, not a curated record. Gene Ontology annotation, molecular function: DNA-binding transcription factor activity; DNA binding. Gene Ontology annotation, biological process: regulation of DNA-templated transcription. Lineage: Eukaryota; Viridiplantae; Streptophyta; Magnoliopsida; Brassicales; Brassicaceae. The coding region runs from base 194 to 769 and encodes 191 amino acids.
GACAUUUGAGUUUGACCCUCCCUACUCUUCUUCUCCACGGGCCAGUAGAAGUCAAAAACACACUCUUCACGCUCUCUCGCGUAUAUAUAUAAAUCGACCAAUUCCAUUAUCCAAUUCAAAUAGAAACUGAAGAGCAGAGCUAAACCAUAAACAGAACCGUACCGUACCGAAUUGAACCGGGCUUGGUUUGGUGAUGGAGGAGGAAGGGUCGUCGAUGCAGUCAAAGUACAAAGGAGUGAGGAAGAGGAAGUGGGGGAAAUGGGUUUCAGAGAUCAGACUUCCCAACAGCAGAGAGCGUAUUUGGUUGGGCUCUUACGACACUCCAGAGAAGGCGGCGCGUGCCUUCGACGCUGCUCUCUUCUGCCUCCGAGGCAGCAACGCGAACUUCAACUUCCCCGAUAAUCCUCCGGCGAUCAGCGGCGGAGGAAACAUGUCGCGGUCGGAGAUCCGAGAAGCGGCUGCGAGGUUCGCUAACUCGGAAGAGAAUGUCGUGAGGGAGAAGGACGAGGAGAUGAUGCAGCAAGAGUCUACUUCAAACUCGGCGGCUUCGUCGUCGAUGAUGAUGAGGACGAUGGACGUUGAUGACUCGGAGUUUUUGAGUAUGCUUCCGACUGUUGGUUCGGGUAACUUCGCUGCGGAUUUCGGGUUGUUCCCCGGGUUUAAUGAUUUCUCCGACGAGUACUCCGGCGAGCGUUUCAGAGAAGAGCUUUCACCUACAAGGGAUUAUGAGAGUUACGAUGGCUCGGCGGUGCAUCUUUGGAAUUUUUGAAGUUUGUUUUUUGGGCAAAGACGGCCUUAUCAACUUCGCUUCUAGAAUUUUAAUUUUAAUUUGGAUUUAUUUAUUUAUUUGUAAUUCUGUGCCCAUUUUUUGGGGAUCAUUAUUUCGAUAGUGAUUCAUUUUUUUUUUU